Molecule: messenger RNA, 2106 nt
Organism: Sorghum bicolor (sorghum)
Lineage: Eukaryota; Viridiplantae; Streptophyta; Magnoliopsida; Poales; Poaceae
Exons: 1
Coding region: 603-1823 (406 amino acids)
Source: RefSeq, a predicted model, not a curated record
AGCCAGAAAUAACAACUGGUGGCCUGAAAUGAAUGCAAGGAAGGCAAGCAAUUGCACGGCCAUGUAUGGAUGGAUAUAUGGUGGGCAAGGCAGUCACUUGUCACAGGCUGCAUCAGUGUUCACUGAUGCUGACCUCACUUUGGGUCCUUCUGUUGGUCUGCUUUCACAGUAUAUCAUUUAGGCUGUGAAUCGAACGGAUUCCUAUCUAGCUGUCUGGGAAGGGAAUUGGAUUGGAGCAGUCCCUGUGAAAAUUUAAGCCUUAAGACGUUGGGAUUACAUACAGCUAUGUUCUGUUUGAUGCAUGAAUUCGUUACCUUAUGUGAAUUCUUCCUUUUUGAAGAAAAAAAAGCUGGUGAAUUUUGCGGAAAUCUGGUAAUAGAUGAUUUACUUUAAAGUAGUCCAUGGAGGUUGACACUUGACAGAUGCGUGCAUUUUCCAAAUCCAAAUCCAAAUCCCAAGCAUCGAUCGUCAUCAUCAUCUUAUCAGAGAGCAAGGGGCAGCCACUCAAAAACUCUGCUGAGCUGCACUUCUUCCCUCCACAACCUUGCUCUUCCUUGUUGUCUGCUCCACAUCCGCAGAGCGAGCGAGGUAGCUAGACCGCCAUGGGGUGCGCGAGCUCCAAGGCUGGCGACGACGUCGCGGUGGCCGACGUCUACCGCCCGCCGCCCACCAGCGUCUCCCUCUUCGACAUCACCGCCGUCGAGGAGCCUUGGCUCAUCGCCAAGCAGAGCAAAGCCGCUGAUGAUGACGACGACGACGAGGAUGAAGAGACGACGACCGAUGACGAAGAAGAGGACGACGACGAGAAGCUGCAGCCCGCCGCCAAGACCGUCGUGCCGCUCCCGCUCCUCGACAAGCUCGAGGGCUACGAGCUCGCCCCGGCGUCGUGGUCCGAGGUCAGCAAGGCCCUGGAGGACAUGAAGCCCGUCCUCGACUCCAAGCCGCCGCCUGCUCCUGUUGCUCUCAAGAAGAAGAAAAAGAACAAGACCAAGAAGAAGAAGAAGAAGCAGCAGCAGCCACAACAGCCGACGACGACGACGACGACGGCGGCGCCGCCGCCCGUGGUGCCUGCUGCCACGGACGGCGACGCUACUGGCAAGAAGGCGCCGUCGCCGUCGUCCCUCGGCGACCUUCCAGACAUCAGCAGCAGCAAGCCCGCGCCGCCGGAGCUCGCGGGACGGCGCGUCGUGAAGGACAACCCGUUCCUGAUGCGCGACCGCGAGAGCAAGGGCGACGGCAGUACCGUGGCGCCGCGGUGGAAGCGGCGGGACCCGUUCGAGGGAUGCCCCGAGCGGCGGCCUCCGGGCGCGACGGGCGGCGGCGUGGUGCUGUACACGACGACGCUCCGCGGCGUGCGUCGCACGUUCGAGGACUGCGAGCGCACGCGGGAGGCGGUGGAGGCGUGCGCGGCGGCGGCGGGCGUGGCGGCCGUGGACGAGCGCGACGUGUCGCUGCACGGGGAGUACCUCCGCGAGCUGCGGGAGCUGGUGCCCGCCGGCGACGGCGAGGGCGAGGGCGCUGCCGCCGCGCCGCCGCGGCUCUUCGUGAUGGGCCGAUACGUGGGCGGCGCCGACGAGUGCGAAAGGCUGGCCGAGUCAGGGAAGCUGCGGGAGAUGAUGCGGUGGGUCAAGGCCCGUGGCGAGGCGUGCGCGGCCAAGGACGGCCGCGGCUGCGAGGGCUGCGGCGGCGCAAGGUUCGUGCCGUGCUGGGAGUGCGGCGGCAGCUGCAAGGUGGUGGCGGCGGACGGAGGGACGCCGACCACCACGGAGAGGUGCGGCAAGUGCAACGAGAACGGGCUCAUGAUGUGCCCCAUCUGCCACUGAUUGCAUUUGCAUUGCAUGCUCAUUUAGAUCGUUUACUUUGCAUUAAUUGGAUCCGAUGCAAGUACAGUAGCAUAUAGUAUACGUUUUGUUCAAUUAUUAUUUACGAUCGUUCCAUUAUAUAUAUAUGUUGUACACGUACGAUGUGUAAAAUCUUGUGUGUUGUACGGUGAUACAUAUACUGUAGUUGAAACUUGAAAGAGAGUGAGAAUAAAGAGUGAAUACAUGCAUGUUUGUUGCAAUAUAUGGUUGUAAUGAAGGUUGAUGAAUUCGUUCAAAUCUGAUC